This is a messenger RNA of Symbiodinium pilosum, 527 nucleotides long. Lineage: Eukaryota; Dinophyceae; Suessiales; Symbiodiniaceae. The record is from the annotation of a GenBank genome assembly.
GUGAACUACUGCUUUGACAUUGCAAUUGCGCCGGCCUCCAGGCAAGCACUCGAGUGCGCCAUGUCGAAGAUCAUGAGCCACGUCCCUGGCAUCACAUUCCACAACGUGCAGUAUAGCGGCCUGGACAGAUGCACUUCGUCGCCGGCAAUCUACAUGCAGUCGAAUGGGCGAAGGAGCGGUAACGGCUGUUGGGCGGACAUCGGCAUGUCAUCUUCCAUCUUUGGUGGGAAUCAGAAGCUCAAUUUGCAAGCUCCUGGCUGCGACAAUUGUGGCACAGCAACUCAUGAGCUCCUUCAUGCCUUAGGCAUGGCGCAUGAGCAGUCGAGACCCGACCGGGACAGCUUCAUUACCGUGGUUUGGAGCAAUAUCAAAGCCGGCAUGGAUGGCCAGUUUACCAAGAACCCCAAGGCAGACAUCCAUCGGCCAUACGACAUCAUGUCCAUCAUGCACUAUUCCAGCCGAUCCUUCUCAAAGAAUGGUGGAGACACUAUUCUGGUGAAGCCGGAGGGCUUUGGGCUUUACACCAC